CCGCAGCUCCACUACAAACAAGAGAGACCAGUUUUACCCGCAAGGCUGAGAAGACUGAGGAAAAUAAUGUUCGUGGCAUUUUUAGCAUGUUCUUGUGGCAUUUUUCCCAUGAUGGAGGACACAAAUGAAGAAAAAUAGGCUUAAAAUUGCAUUUCUGAGGAUUUCCUUAUUUAGAUUGUUGGGAUUCAGGAGCAGAGAACUAGAUCCAGCUUCAAGUGACUGAGCCAGGUGGACUCCAAGUCCCAGAAUGCCCGAGCAGAGUAAUGACUACAGGGUGGUGGUGUUUGGAGCAGGUGGGGUGGGGAAGAGUUCCUUGGUUCUCCGGUUUGUUAAAGGCACCUUCAGAGACACCUACAUCCCCACGGUGGAAGACACUUACACGCAGGUGAUAAGCUGUGAUAAGAGCGUGUGCACGCUGCAGAUCACAGACACAACAGGAAGCCACCAGUUUCCUGCCAUGCAGCGUCUGUCCAUCUCCAAAGGCCACGCCUUUAUCUUGGUGUACUCCAUCACCAGUCGACAGUCAAUAGAGGAGCUCAAACCCAUCUACCAACAGAUUCUGGCCAUCAAAGGCAGUGUAGAGUCCAUUCCCAUCAUGCUGGUUGGCAACAAGAGUGACGAAACAGCCCAGCGUGAGGUGGAGAGCAAGGAAGGCGAAGCUCAGGCCACAGCCUGGAAGUGUGCCUUUAUGGAGACUUCGGCUAAGACAAACUUCAACGUGAAGGAACUGUUCCAGGAGCUACUGGCACUCGAGAAGAAGAGGGACAUGAGCCUGAGCAUUGACGGCAAACGCUGGGGGAAGCAGAAACGAACAGACAAGCUGAAGGGGAAGUGCAGCGUCAUGUAGAAGGAGCUGCACUGGACUGAAGAGGAGGCAGCACUGAUUUAGUGGAGACUUCCACUAAGAAUGAACUUUGGAGCCCAGAUAAACAAACUCAACUAACACCGGAAACGUUUUCACUUCAUGUCCUGAACAUUUUGUGGUCCAAAAAAAUAAAGAAACUAUGUUUAUAACUUCUUCACCUUAAA
Messenger RNA from Oryzias latipes (Japanese medaka), 1029 nucleotides. It is a transcript of the gene diras1a, whose product is annotated as DIRAS family, GTP-binding RAS-like 1a. Gene Ontology annotation, molecular function: GTPase activity; GTP binding. Gene Ontology annotation, biological process: signal transduction. The record is from RefSeq and is a predicted model, not a curated record. Gene Ontology annotation, cellular component: membrane. Lineage: Eukaryota; Metazoa; Chordata; Actinopteri; Beloniformes; Adrianichthyidae.